Perognathus longimembris pacificus (Pacific pocket mouse) is the source of this 574-nucleotide messenger RNA. It is a transcript of the gene Ndufa11, whose product is annotated as NADH:ubiquinone oxidoreductase subunit A11. The record is from RefSeq and is a predicted model, not a curated record. The transcript has 4 exons. Gene Ontology annotation, biological process: mitochondrial respiratory chain complex I assembly. NCBI's taxonomy places the organism in Eukaryota, Metazoa, Chordata, Mammalia, Rodentia, Heteromyidae. The coding region runs from base 84 to 509 and encodes 141 amino acids.
UGUCGCGAGACUCCGCGGCGGCCGCCCUUGAGAUCGCGCAGCGGGCCGGGCGUGCGGCGGUGCGGGUCGGCGGCGGCCGCGCCAUGGCGAGCUCUCUCCUCAGACAGUACUGGGCCGCCCCCGACGGCACCGAGUGCCACCGCAAGGCCUACAUCACCACCACUCUCGGCGCCGGCGCGGGCCUGGCUGCCGGCAGCUACAGUGUCAUAUUCUGGUCAGCGAGCACCUCCAUGGAGAACGUGGCCCGGAUCGGCCGCUACACCUUCACUGCAGCCGCCGUGGGAGCCAUGUUCGGGCUCGCCUCCUGCAUCAGCAGCCAGGUCCGAGAGAAGCCUGACGACCCCCUGAACUACUUCAUCGGAGGCUGCGCCGGUGGCCUGACCCUGGGAGCUCGAACCCACAGCUACGGGACAGCAGCAACCGGCUGCUUGUGUAUGGGCGUCGCCGCCGCGCUGCUCAAGAUGGGCCGGCUGGAGGGCUGGGAGCUGGUGGCCGACAGGAAGGUGUGAGCCGGGCCGCCGCCCUCGGGGGCCUGGCGAGGGGCGCCUGCCCGCGAAUAAACUCUAUGUGGACG